Messenger RNA from Lotus japonicus, 1057 nucleotides. Its product is annotated as flavonoid 3',5'-methyltransferase-like. The transcript is spliced from 5 exons. The record is from RefSeq and is a predicted model, not a curated record. Gene Ontology annotation, molecular function: O-methyltransferase activity; S-adenosylmethionine-dependent methyltransferase activity. The coding region runs from base 144 to 854 and encodes 236 amino acids. NCBI's taxonomy places the organism in Eukaryota, Viridiplantae, Streptophyta, Magnoliopsida, Fabales, Fabaceae.
CUUGUUUUGCUAGCAUGAUGCGCUUAACGACGCUUUUCCUCCUCAAAUUUGCACUCUGAAGCCUCACGCACGAUUUUCCCAUUUUCUUAUAAAGCCAAUCAUGUGAACAAACCAAGUCAUCAUUGCUCAUCUCUGAAUCUACCAUGGAGGGAUCAAGUUCAAAACACAGCAAGAACAUCCUCAAAACUCCAGCACUUCUUCAGUACAUCCUUGAAACGAGUAGCUAUCCGAAAGAACACGAGCAAUUGAAGCAACUCAGAGAGGCAACGGCACUGAAAUACGGAUUCUGGAGUGUAAUGAAUGUGCCGUUGGAUGAAGCCCAGUUCAUAUCUAUUCUUCUAAAGGUCAUGAAUGCCAAAAAAACACUGGAAAUUGGAGUCUUCACUGGUUAUUCUCUUCUCACUACAGCUCUUGCUAUUCCUUCUGAUGGCAAGGUAACAGCAAUUGAUGUGAAUAAAGAAGCGUACGAGACUGGGUUGCCUUUCAUUCAGAAGGCAGGAGUGGAGCACAAAAUUGACUUUAUCCAUGGGGAUGCAUUAUCAGCUCUCAACGAUCUUGUUGAUGCAAAACAUGAAGAAUCAUUUGAUUAUGCAUUUGUGGACGCUGAAAAGGAAAACUUCAUCAAGUAUCACGAGGUGUUAUUGAAAUUGGUGAAGAAGGGUGGGAUAAUUGCAUAUGACAAUACCUUAUGGGCUGGUUCUGUGGCCAUGUCUGAGGAGGAUGAGAUAGAAGAUAUAAUAAGGCCAAAAAGGAAGCAUGCAAUUGAAUUCAACACCUACAUAGCAAAUGAUACUCACGUGGAAUCAACAAUCCUCUCUGUUGGAGACGGUGUAACCCUCUGUCGUCGUCUCUAAUCUCCACAAAGGGAAGAAAGAAACAACAACAAUAUUUAAAGUACUCAUCCACUUCUAUUUUCCAAAUUGUAUUUCUGAUUUCAAGGAAGCUGAGUAUUAUGUACUUUCAUUCCCAACAUGUAUUGUGUGUAGUUUGAUUAAAUAACUCAUUUUAUGAGCUGUUAUUAUGCUUUAUUUAAUAUUUUUAUCAUCAUUUUAUUUCA